AUGAGUCUCAUCAACGUUCGCCGUGAUGUCACCGACGUCUUCUACCGCUACAAGAUGGAGCGCAUCCAGACCAAGAUCGAGGGCAAGGGCAACGGUAUCAAGACGGUUGUCACCAACCUCAGCAGCGUCGCCCAGUCGCUCGCCCGCCCGGGAGCCUACUUGAUCAAGUACUUUGGCUUCGAGCUGGGCGCUCAGACCAACAUCGACCCGCCCGACGACCGCUGGAUCAUCAACGGUGCCCACGAGGCCACCAAGCUGCAGGACUAUCUCGACGGCUUCAUCUCCAAGUUUGUCCUCUGCAAGAAGUGCAAGAACCCCGAGACGGUCGUGCAGAUCAAGGACGGCCGCAUCUGGCUGGAUUGCAAGGCUUGCGGUCAGCGCACCGAGGCUGAUCUGCGUCUGAAGCUGAGCGGCUUCAUCCUCAAGAACACGGCUGCCGAGGAUGCCGGACCUAAGGAGGUCGAGUGGAACGUUGACAUGACCGAGGAGGCCAUCCGCGCUCGCCAAAAGGCUCUGCCUGACGAGUUCAAGCAGAAGAUGCUGCUCAACGGUGCCGGUGCCGAGGAUGACGAGGAGGACGGUGAGGGCGGUGGCAAUACCGUCUACGACCAGCUGGCCGACUGGGUCCGCGCCCAGGCCGAGGAGAAGGCCGGUGUCGACAACGUCGUCGACAUCAACAUCUACCUCAAGGCUCGCGAGCUUGGCAUCGAGGCCAAGCACCGCACCGUCCUCGUUCUCGUCCAAGCCCUCUUUGACGAGAACAUCCUGACGCAGAUUCCCAAGCGUGCAGCCAUGCUGAAGAAGAUGAUCACGUCGGAACGCCACGAAAAGGCCCUUUUGGGUGGCACUGAACGCCUCAUCGGCCAGCUGCUCAAGGCUCAUCCCGACAUGGUCGACAAGGUCGUCAAGAUCCUGCAGCUGUACUACCACAACGACCUCAUCUCCGAGGAGGUCGUCACCAAGUGGGGGACAAAGGCCAGCCGCAAAUACACCGACCUGGCCACGUCCAAGAAGGUUCGCAAGGCUGCCGAGCCCUUCCUCACCUGGCUGGCCGAAGCCUCCGAGGAGGAGUCCGAGGAAGAGUCUGAGGAGGAGGCUGAGGAGGAUGAUUAA
Grosmannia clavigera kw1407 is the source of this 1113-nucleotide messenger RNA. Its product is annotated as eukaryotic translation initiation factor 5. Gene Ontology annotation, cellular component: cytosol. NCBI's taxonomy places the organism in Eukaryota, Fungi, Ascomycota, Sordariomycetes, Ophiostomatales, Ophiostomataceae. Gene Ontology annotation, molecular function: GDP-dissociation inhibitor activity; eukaryotic initiation factor eIF2 binding; translation initiation factor activity. The record is from RefSeq and is a predicted model, not a curated record. The coding region runs from base 1 to 1113 and encodes 370 amino acids. The transcript has 3 exons. Gene Ontology annotation, biological process: formation of translation preinitiation complex; formation of cytoplasmic translation initiation complex; translational initiation.